AUGCCGGUCACAGUUGGAGUUCUCGCCUUGCAGGGCGCAUUCUACGAACAUAUUCAGCUGCUGAAAAAGGCCGCCGAGGAGGAAGCUCUGUUGGAUUGGGAGUUCAUUGAGGUGCGAACGCCACAGGAACUCGCCAAAUGCGAUGGGCUUGUGUUGCCUGGAGGCGAGAGCACUACUAUGUCUCUGGUUGCUGCCCGGUCUAACCUUUUGGAGCCCCUGAGAGACUAUGUCAAAGUGCACCGCAAGCCAACCUGGGGCACUUGCGCAGGACUGAUAUUACUUGCGGAGUCGGCCAACAAGACCAAGAAGGGUGGACAGGAGCUCAUUGGUGGGCUCGACGUUCGAGUUAAUCGCAAUCAUUUUGGACGGCAGACUGAGAGCUUUCAGGGCCCGUUGGAUCUGCCAUUCCUCGGUGAACACGCCCCACCAUUCCCUGCAGUCUUUAUUCGAGCUCCCAUUGUGGAAUGUAUCUUGCCGCACCAGGAGGGAAUCCAGCUUGGGGAGGCUGAGCGGGAUGACACCGUCGUCGCACCCUCCAGACAGGCCAAGGGCUCGGUCGCGGAAGCUGCCACGGCCGAUCAAGUCGAGGUGCUGGCCACCUUGACCGGGGCCGCGGCUCGGAGCGCCACCCAAGGGCGUGAUAUCAGCCCGGACCGAGAAGUUGGGGACGUCGUGGCCGUUCGUCAGGGCAAUGUUUUCGGAACAAGCUUCCACCCAGAGCUGACUGGAGACGCAAGAAUCCACGCGUGGUGGUUGCACCAGGUGCAGUCCGCUGUGAACAAAAGAAAGAAGCUGGGCCAGUAG
Penicillium canariense is the source of this 804-nucleotide messenger RNA. Its product is annotated as pyridoxal 5'-phosphate synthase subunit PdxT. Gene Ontology annotation, cellular component: cytosol; glutaminase complex. Gene Ontology annotation, molecular function: glutaminase activity. Gene Ontology annotation, biological process: pyridoxal 5'-phosphate biosynthetic process; pyridoxine metabolic process. NCBI's taxonomy places the organism in Eukaryota, Fungi, Ascomycota, Eurotiomycetes, Eurotiales, Aspergillaceae. The coding region runs from base 1 to 804 and encodes 267 amino acids. The transcript is spliced from 2 exons. The record is from RefSeq and is a predicted model, not a curated record.